AUGUCACAUCGAGGUUUCCUGGGAGAUAGAAGUGUUGAGAACAGUUGGAUACCGCUUUUUAAAUCGUGUAAAUCUGGAGAUGUUGCAGCAGUUAAAUUUCUGUUGGAAAAUGGCGCAAAUCCAGACGCUACUAAACCGCACGGUCAGACGGCUCUUCACUUCGUUUCGUCAUAUAAAUCUGAAAAAAAUCUCCAAAUAUUACAGUUAUUAAUAGAACAUAACGCAGAUAUUGAAGCUGUAGAUAAGAGAGGUCAGACACCUCUCUUUGAAGCUUGUAUCUGUGAAAAUUUUGAAGCAGUUGAAUGUCUUCUAAAAAAUAAUGCUAAUCCAAAUGCUAGAGAUGAGAGUGGUUCCACAGUUCUUCACCGUAGUUGUUUAAUGGAAUCUGAAACAACUUGCCAAAUCAUCCAGUUAUUGCUGAAGUAUAAUGCAGAUGUUAAUGCUGUGUGCGAUAUUGGUCAUUCACCACUUUUUGGAGCUUGUCAAUUUGGAGGUUUUGCAAUAAUUAAAAUUCUAUUGGAAAAUAAUGCUAAUCCAAAUAUAGUGGAUCAGGAUGGUGAAACACCUCUUCACCGCAUUGGCUACUAUGAAUCAAGAACAACUCGCCAAAUAAUAGAAUUAUUACUGAAGUAUAAGGCAGAUGCUGAAGCUGUAAAUAAGAGAGGCCAGACACCUCUUUUUGAAGCCUGUAGAUCUGGAGAUAUUGCAGCAGUUGAGUGUUUAUUGGAGAAUUGUGCUAAUCCAAAUGUAGCAGAUCGGAAUGGCCAAACACCUCUUCACCAUAUUUGUUUACGGGAAUGUAAAACAAAUCUCCAGAUAAUGCAGUUAUUGCUGAAGCAUGAUGAAAAUUUUGAAGCUGUUAUAGAGAAGCAUGCUAUUGUAAAUGUAGCAGAUAGGGAUUAUGGAGCAAUUCGUCACAAUUUGUAUUUGAAGGAAUGUAGAAGAAUUAUCCAAAUAAUACAGCUAUUGCUGAAGCAUAAUGCAAACAUUGAAGCUGUCGAUGAGGAAGGUCACACACCUCUUUUUGUAGCUUGUAAUUCUCAAAAUAUUGUAGCAGUCAAAGUUCUUCUAACAUAUGGUGCUAAUAUUCAUAUUUUUGAUAAAAGGAAUCAAUCUCCGCUUCCAUGUGCUGUUGAUAAAAUGUUGACAACUUCCCCCGUAAAUUUGCCCAUUCAUACUGUAAUUCAAAUGCUAGUGUCACAUUCAAUUAAAUUAAAGACUGCUGGACUAAAUCUGAAUGAAUGUGACUUUGUGACUAUGAAUGGAGCAAAAUAUUCCGCGAUAAACGGAUUGAAAUUCAAUACCGUUUUAGAUGAUGCGUUGGAUACAUUAGACACCAUGUGUGAAGAAGAAAUUAAAAGAAUGAAAAUGGAAAAUAUCGGAAUUAAUGACAUGUGUUUUCAUGAGUUGUUAACACAACAUAUGCACCGGAUUGGCAUAUUAAUGGAAAAUCAAAAGAUCCAAGAAAUUUUAAAACCAUCUGAUUAUGAUGAAAAGUUUCCAUUAUAUAUGGGUAUUGUAAGAUUCCGACUUAGGAAAGCACAAUGUCGAUAUGAACGAUAUAAACUGCAAAAAUCUGCUGGAGAACACUUUCGUUCGAAUAUUAAACCAGAACUUCUUCCUGAGUGUAUCGACGAAGUGUUGAGUUACUUGACCACUAUAGAUCUGAAGACUUUCAUCCGGACAUUUGAACCAUCAAAGGGAGAAUGA
Chelonus insularis is the source of this 1710-nucleotide messenger RNA. RefSeq names its product ankyrin-1-like. Gene Ontology annotation, molecular function: protein binding. Gene Ontology annotation, cellular component: ciliary inversin compartment. The transcript has a single exon. Gene Ontology annotation, biological process: protein localization to ciliary inversin compartment. The record is from RefSeq and is a predicted model, not a curated record. NCBI's taxonomy places the organism in Eukaryota, Metazoa, Arthropoda, Insecta, Hymenoptera, Braconidae. The coding region runs from base 1 to 1710 and encodes 569 amino acids.